CUGUGCAGUGUAUUAUCCAGUAUCCACCUAUUUCAUUCCAAAUUUCAUUUCAUACCCUUUUCCAUAGGAGGCCAGGAGAUAAAGUGCUCAAUAAAACGCUACUCACGAAAUAUGACGCAACAGUGCAUUGACAGAAUCACUGAACAGACAGCAACCAUCAACAACAGCACAUAUCCCAUGAUAUUCCUAGAAGGCGACUCCAGAAUGAGGGCCAUCUUUGACUCCUUCGCAACCAUGAUUCUUGGGAAACCCAUCAGGACCAGUGAUUCGUACAUGCUUUUCAACUCCAGGUUUCAAAAAGACUUUGAAAAGUAUUUGCAGCACGUGAUGAAGCCAUGGGAGAAUGCCAAUGUGAAGAGUGCUCUUUGGAUGGACAUUCCACCCACUAAUCCACCCUUUGGGGAACCUGGGCUAAAUCAAGAAAUUCAAAGAUUCCUGUCGUCCAACCAUCCAAAAAUCGUCACUUGGCCCUGCAUGUGGACGGCGGUGGAAAACCUGAACGCCUUGGGAGAAGACGACGUUUUCUUGCCGGAUGGAUAUCACGUCAAUACGAAAGGAAACCGAAUUUGCGCCCACGUGCUACUCAAUUAUUUGUGCAACUCUUACGUGUUUCCGUCGACAAGUGAUGCUUGCUGCGUGUGA
Messenger RNA from Notodromas monacha, 642 nucleotides. Lineage: Eukaryota; Metazoa; Arthropoda; Ostracoda; Podocopida; Cyprididae. The record is from the annotation of a GenBank genome assembly.